Molecule: messenger RNA, 1737 nt
Organism: Clonostachys rhizophaga
Lineage: Eukaryota; Fungi; Ascomycota; Sordariomycetes; Hypocreales; Bionectriaceae
Source: the annotation of a GenBank genome assembly
AUGAAUCCCAAAGAGUGGACCCCAAUCGACCUGGAUGUGCCCGGCUUCGGCACUCUCGCUGGUCUUUGUUUCGAUAACAAUGUCUGUCAGUACAUGGGUGUCCCCUACGCAACAGUCCCAGGCCGGUUCCGCCGCCCGCAGCCAGUCUCGAAACCCUGGCCCAGUGGAAAAUGGGACGGCACUAAGCUUGGCCCAGAACGACCGUGGGUUGACAACCCCAAGACAAGUUCCAGUGAUUGCCUUAGCCUGAACAUAUCCGUGCCCUCCAAACCGCCCGUAAAUGCAGGCGAAGGCCACUACCCUGUCAUGAUCUUUAUGCAUGGGGGUGCUUUUGUCUACGCUGCCGGCGGUGCUGCUAUAUAUGAUGGUCGUGCACUGGCUGAUAUCUCACAACAACUCAAUGAGCCCACAAUUAUCAUUUCGGUUAACUUUAGACUUGGGGUCUUUGGCUUCUUGGCAAGCAAAGAGAUUCAAGAGUAUAAUCUUGAGUUUGGGGAAAGUGGUGUCGGAAAUUAUGGACUCUGGGAUCAAGUUGAGGCCCUUCGCUGGGUCCAGAAAAACAUCCGCGCCUUUGGCGGAGACCCAGACAGGGUCACGCUCUUUGGCCAGAGCGCUGGAGGUGGUAAGUAUAACCUCAAUAUGUCAUAUCACCACGACUGCGUCAAACUGUCAAGAGAGAAGCUCAUAAUAAUAGUUUCCGCCAACGUCCAUCUUCUCCGCAACGAACCUCUCUUCUCGUCUACAAUCAUCCAGUCAGGGCUACUCCCCCUCUGUGGCGUUAUGACAGUUGAACAAUAUCAAGUCAUCUACGAUAAGAUGCUCGCAGAACUCGACAUUUCCACAGAACUACCACCAAGAGAACGUCUACAGCGCCUAAUAGAUAUGGACGAGGGCAAAGUCACAGCAGCUAUGGUGCCCGUCUGCGUCAUUCCCGUUAUAACCUUCAGCCCGUGUGAUGACAAUGUCCUCAUCAGACAGCCCAUGCCCAAAUACAGUGACUAUUCCAGUUUCAAAGCGCCAUCUUGGUGCCAACGGAUCAUCAUUGGCGACGUCAAGAACGAAUGCGUUAUCUGGAACAAAAGCUUUAGAUCCCUUAACUCGAAAGAGUUUACAGAUAGGGUCUAUUCCUUCCUUGGCUCAAAGGAGAAAGCGGACAAACUUCUUUCUCUUUACCAAGUUAAUCCCUCAGCAGACGGCGAUGACAACUUUUGGAAGAUGGAAGAAUUUACCACACAUGGCCUCUAUUCGGCGGUGAAUUGGUCAUUGAUUCGGGCAUACCCUACAGUUUAUGCAUAUCAUUUUGACGUGCCUUCUCCCUUUGAUAACGACUGGAGUGGACUGGCCCAUCAUUCGCUAGACAAUGUGUACAUCUGGUCUCUUCUUAGCCAGCAUCUCCCGGCUUCACAUCGCCAGGUCUCAGCGCAAAUGUCCAAGAUGUGGAUUACCUUUGCCGGUGGCAACGAUCCUUGGGAGCGGUUUGAUAAGAGUGGCAAGAUCAUGGUCUUCCAACCUGGAGAAGGCGUACUCAAGACGAUUGAGGAGGACAGCGCACGAGGAUACAAGAAAUGGGAAGAAAUUGAGCGCAUUGGUCUCCUUAACGAUUUCCAUCGUCUGUCUGAUGAGCUUUGUAUGAGGAGAGAAGAGUUGACGAAUGCCACAGUAGCACCAAGGGCACUUCAGGUAGAUAGCAUGGAAGCUUACGGCAUUAAACCCAAGCCAAGGGCUGCCGAUAUUUAA